Fundulus heteroclitus (mummichog) is the source of this 2749-nucleotide messenger RNA. It is a transcript of the gene pspc1, whose product is annotated as paraspeckle component 1. NCBI's taxonomy places the organism in Eukaryota, Metazoa, Chordata, Actinopteri, Cyprinodontiformes, Fundulidae. Gene Ontology annotation, cellular component: nucleus. The transcript is spliced from 10 exons. The record is from RefSeq and is a predicted model, not a curated record. Bases 123 to 1682 code for a protein of 519 amino acids. Gene Ontology annotation, molecular function: RNA binding. Gene Ontology annotation, biological process: regulation of DNA-templated transcription.
UGCCCUUAAUCUCCCAAGAACAAAACAGAGGGUCGCCAUCUUUGAAAUCAGGAGGAGGGUUGUUGCAGCGCAAUAUUUGAAUUAAGUUCGGUUUAAUUUCCACAACACUGAAAUAAAGCUGCAUGGCUAACCGAAAUAUGCACCAAGCGAGGAUGCUGGGCGCCAACUCUCCUCAGCCGGGGAGGCGAGGGACGGACUCCCCGGCCUCAUCGGAGCCGACGCCGGCGAACAAAGGCAGCCCGGCCCCGCCGCAGCAGCAGCAGCAGCAACAACAGUCCCCCGCGGCCGAGCAAAGUGAGGAAGCCGCGGAGGAAACAGGGGAAGGCCCGUCGAAAUGGACUCUGGACAUCGCGAGUUUUCGGAAGCCCGGAGAGAAGACGUUCACCCAGCGCUCCCGCCUCUUCGUCGGCAGCCUGCCGCUGAGCAUCACGGAGGACGAGUUCAGGAACCUGUUCGCUAAAUUUGGGAACGUCAGCGAGGUGUUCAUCAACAGGGAGCGGGGGUUUGGAUUCGUUCGCUUGGAAACCCGCACGCUGGCAGAGAUCGCCAAGGUCGAGCUGGACGGGACAGUUUUGAACAACAGGCCGCUAAAAGUCCGCUUUGCGACGCACGGAGCAGCGCUCACCGUCCGCAACCUGUUGCCAGUGGUGACUAACGAACUCCUGGAGGAGGCCUUUUCUCAGUUCGGACCUGUGGAGCGAGCGGUUGUUGUGACAGAUGACCGCGGCCGGUCCACUGGGAGAGGCAUCGUUGAGUUUGCCAACAAAGUCGGUGCUCGUAAAGCCCUGGAGCGGUGCAACGAGGGAGCCAUGCUGCUGACUACUACCCCCUGUCCCGCCAUCGUGGAGCCCAUGGAGCAGCUGGAUGACGAGGAGGGUCUCCCUGAGAAGAUUAUGCAAAAAUCUCCCAAGUAUUACAAGGAGCGGGAACAGCCGCCCCGUUUCGCCCAGCCCGGCACGUUCGAGUUCGAAUACGCGUCGCGCUGGAAAGCUCUGGACGAGAUGGAGAAGCAGCAGCGAGAGCAGGUCGACCGAAACAUCAAAGAGGCCAAAGAGAAACUGGAGGCGGAGCUGGAGGCCGCCAAAAACGAACACCAGCUCAUGUUGAUGAGACAAGAUCUGAUGAGACGCCAGGAGGAGCUGAGGAGACUGGAGGAGCUUCGCAACCAGGAGCUGCAGAGACGAAAACAGAUAGAAAUGAGGCACGAGGAGGAGCGGAGGAGGAGAGAGGAGGAGAUGAUGAGACACAGGGAGCAGGACGACGGGAGGCGCCAAGCGGAUGGGUUCAUACCAAGCUACCAUGAAAACAGGGAACAGGAAAUGAGAGUGGGUGAGCUGGGCCCUCGUGGAGCUGGUAAUAUAGGAGAUGGGUUUAACCAGGCCUCUUCAGGGCCCAGUGGGAACCAGGGUCAAAUGAUGGGCGUGAGUGGAAGGGGAGGAGCCAUUGCCCCAGAGGGAGCAACAAAUAUGGGGACACCUCUGAUGUCAGAGAAUGGAGCCAUGCGUAAUGAUAGGUACCCUCAGGGUGGACCAAUGGGUGUUCGACCAGAGGUUGAGUCUCCAAAGCAGCAGCAGCAGCAGCAGCCACUGGGGCCCCAGGGUGGACCAGCUCCAGGAUAUGGCAGAGGCAGCCCAGUUUCGGGUGUCUUUGACGGCCCAAAUAGCAAACGCCGCAGAUACUAACGUCUAACGGUUCUAAUGGAUCAGCAGCCAGUGCAAUUUCUUUGUUUUUGUUUUUUUUCUUGUUUUACGUAAAACCUCAUGUUUACCCAUCAUGACUCCCAAUUUGCUAGACAACGGAAUUACAUGUUUUUUGUGUUGUGGAUUUAUUUUUUGGUUGAUAAAAGGGACUGCUUUGUUGUUUGUUUUACCUGUUUUUAGCAGAAUUCUUCUCUUCUCAACUAAAUAAAACUCUUCGUCAGCACAAACACAUCGGAAACUGCAGUGUUUCUCGCGUUUGGAUCUUUUGUUUUGGGUGAGAAUAUAAUAACCAUACAUGCUUUCCAAGGUGGCUGUCAUUAAAAGCUCUAAUUUUCUCAUUCAUUAGUCUGCACCUUUCAAAUAAAGGUUUGCAACACAACAGGAGCUUGUUUUGUAUCUGUUGUAUUUUGCCACAAACAGUCCCAAUAUUUGUCUUGAACUGGCUGUUACUGAACAUUCACCUUGUGACUAAAGAGGUCCAAGCAAAGUCACGUUAUAAGCGUCUGGUGCUCAUCAUCUCACACUUUUGCCAUUUUGUACUUCUGCCGUUUUCGUUAUCUUUGUACCCAACUCGUGUUGUAAUACAAAAAGAGCCGAAUGCCAUUGGCCGUUUUGUAGCGACCGUUUGGUAAUUCAUGUCGAACUUGGGGACGACCCAUUCACGCUUUGAAAGCCAAUAAUCUACUAUAUUGUCCUCAGACCUUACUGUAAGUGACUGUGAUUCAGUAAAUGUCUAUCAGCCGAGCUUUUUUUUUCUUUUUCCCUGAUGUCUUAUGUCAUGAAAGUCAACUGCCCCAAACGGGUCAGAACCAGAAUUGAUUGGAAAUGGGAUGUGUUAGAAAAUCUUGAGUAAAUGCCAUACAACUGUAAUUGCAAUUAGUUAUUGUAAGGCUCGAAGCCCCCCUUCACCAGUCUGUCCCUGCCUAUGUCCCUUCUGGCGCACUCCCCAGGCUAUGGCUCGACUUUAUAGUACAUGUUGGAAAGAAAUGCAUGCACUGAUUGAAACAAUGUAAUAAAUAAAUAAUUUCAAGAUGUAUAAAAGUAUAGGU